AUGUCGGGCGACAAGCUUCUGAGCGAACUCGGCUAUAAGCUGGGCCGCACGAUAGGAGAGGGCAGUUACUCCAAGGUAAAGGUGGCUACGUCCAAGAAAUACAAGGGUACAGUGGCCAUCAAGGUGGUAGACCGGCGGCGCGCGCCGCCCGACUUUGUCAACAAGUUCCUGCCACGCGAGCUGUCCAUCCUUCGGGGAGUGCGGCACCCACACAUCGUGCACGUCUUCGAAUUCAUCGAGGUGUGCAACGGGAAGUUGUACAUCGUGAUGGAGGCGGCCGCCACCGACCUACUGCAGGCGGUGCAGCGAAACGGGCGCAUCCCCGGGGGGCAGGCUCGCGACCUCUUCGCGCAGAUCGCCGGUGCCGUGCGCUACCUACACGACCACCACCUGGUGCACCGCGACCUCAAGUGCGAAAACGUGCUGCUGAGCCCUGAUGAGCGCCGCGUCAAGCUCACCGACUUCGGCUUCGGCCGUCAGGCUCACGGAUACCCCGAUCUGAGCACCACCUACUGCGGCUCUGCCGCCUACGCGUCGCCCGAGGUACUGCUGGGCAUCCCCUACGACCCCAAGAAGUACGACGUAUGGAGCCUGGGCGUCGUGCUCUACGUCAUGGUCACCGGGUGUAUGCCCUUCGACGACUCGGACAUCGCCGGCCUGCCCCGACGCCAGAAGCGCGGCGUUCUAUACCCCGACGGCCUCGAGCUGUCCGAGCGCUGCAAAGCACUAAUAGCCGAGUUGCUGCAGUUCAGUCCGUCGGCCAGGCCCUCCGCGGGCCAAGUAGCGCGCAACGGCUGGCUGCGAGCGGGGGACUCCGGCUAG
Budorcas taxicolor (takin) is the source of this 822-nucleotide messenger RNA. RefSeq names its product testis specific serine kinase 6 (gene TSSK6). Lineage: Eukaryota; Metazoa; Chordata; Mammalia; Artiodactyla; Bovidae. The coding region runs from base 1 to 822 and encodes 273 amino acids. The transcript has a single exon. Gene Ontology annotation, biological process: protein phosphorylation; intracellular signal transduction; microtubule cytoskeleton organization. Gene Ontology annotation, cellular component: cytoplasm. The record is from RefSeq and is a predicted model, not a curated record. Gene Ontology annotation, molecular function: tau-protein kinase activity; ATP binding; protein serine/threonine kinase activity.